Messenger RNA from Helobdella robusta, 2238 nucleotides. RefSeq lists its product as hypothetical. Gene Ontology annotation, cellular component: plasma membrane. The transcript has 13 exons. Gene Ontology annotation, biological process: bicarbonate transport; transmembrane transport; monoatomic anion transport. Lineage: Eukaryota; Metazoa; Annelida; Clitellata; Rhynchobdellida; Glossiphoniidae. Gene Ontology annotation, molecular function: sodium:bicarbonate symporter activity; monoatomic anion transmembrane transporter activity; solute:inorganic anion antiporter activity. The annotation marks the transcript as partial. The record is from RefSeq and is a predicted model, not a curated record.
AACAAAAAGCUGAAACAGAAACUACCUCCUGACGCAGAGACGGCUAACGUUCUUGUAGGCGUGGCUGACCUUGGUCCCAAACCAAUCACAUUCCUCUUCCGGUUUGCGCAGCCAAUCCUAAUGGACGACGCGACCGAAGUAGACCUGCCUACUCGCUUCCUAUUCGUCGCCCUCGGGGUUGCCAACCAAUCAACGCUCUGGCAGAUGAGUGAACUGGGAAGGGCUACGGCCCUCUUAUUAAAUGAUAAGGUUUUCUGUGAAGUGGCUUACAAAGCCACCAGCAAACAAGACUUCCAAGUCGGUCUAGACGAAUUCCUAGACGACCUGACCAUCCUGCCGCCGUCUGUCUGGGACCCAACGACUAGACUCGAACCACCACCGGUGACCAUGACCUUGGAGAGGAUAGGUCAAAGGUUACACGACACGGGUCGCACUGCGGCCAAGAUUGAAAGCCUGGCAGCCGAUGUUACACAGGUUGAUGAUUCGCUGGCCAAGACAAAUAAAUUAUUCGGCGGUCUAACUAAAGACAUAAAGCGGAAGUCGGCGUUCUACGUGAGUGAUAUUACGGACGGGCUAAGCGUGCAGUGCCUGGCGUCCAUCAUCUUCCUCUACUUCGCGUGCAUCACACCCAUCGUCACCUUUGGGGGCCUCAUGGCGGGAAAAACUGACGGAUAUAUGGGAACCAUUGAGAUGCUGCUCUCAGGGGCGUUUUGUGGGAUAACGUACGCCAUCUUUUCAGGGCAGCCCCUGACGAUUGUGGGGGCUACAGGGCCCCUUCUCGUCUUUGAAACCAUUGUCUUUGAAAUUUGCGGGAACAUGAAAAUCCCAUUCAUGCCCUUCCGGUUCUGGAUCGGGAUCUGGAUAUUCAUAAUCAUGUUCCUGAUGGUGGCCUUCGAUCUUAGCUACAUCAUCAGGUACAUCACUAGGUUCACAGAGGAGAGUUUCGCCGUCCUGAUUUCAGUCAUUUUCAUCUACGAAGCCGUCAGCAAACUCUUUGACGUCUGGUCGGAUAAUCGGAUCCGAACGUCCGUAAUAUCGGAACCGUUUCGGUAUUCGUGCGAGUGUAAAAUAAAUUCGAGUGACGAAUGCUACAUGCCGUCCGGUUCCAUCGAAGUAAAUCGUCGGUGCAUAUCGGAAAAAAACUGUACAUCCCUAAACGGAUCGUUAACCGGAAGUGGGUGCGUCCAGAGCGUGACGAAUUCGGUCCCGGAUGUGUUUUUGCUGUCGUGUGUGUUGAUGUUCGGGACUUUCGCGGUGGCCAUCUUCUUCAGGAACAUGCGGUCAACGACCUACUUUCCAACUUUUUUGCGUAGCAUGAUAGCGGAUUUCGCGGUUUUCCUAUCACUGGUUUUCUGGACGGCUGUUGAUUAUUUCCUGGGCUUGAAUACAUCAAAACUGGAUGUUCCUACAAAAUUUCAGACAACGAGGGUCGAUAGGAGUUGGAUCAUAAACCCCCUUGAUUGCGUGCCCUGGUGGAUGUGUUUUGUCGCCAUUGCCCCAGCCUGCUUAGCUACCAUAUUGCUAUUUUUAGACCAGCAAAUCACAGCUGUCAUCGUGAACCGGAAGGAGAACAAGCUACAAAAAGGUCACGGAUAUCACCUUGACCUUCUGAUCAUAUCAUUUCAAGUCCUCUUCUGCUCCUUUUUCGGCCUGCCCUGGUUUUGUGCGGCCACGGUCAGAUCAAUCUCGCACGUCAAAAGUCUCGUCAGGGAGUCAGAUGUCAAUGCCCCCGGCGAGAGCCCCAAAAUGCUGGGGAUCAGGGAACAGCGCGUGACUGGUUUAUUCAUCCACCUGCUCAUCGGUCUCUCCAUCUUCGGAGCCAUCUUUCUGAAGUACAUUCCAAUGCCGAUUCUAUACGGUGUAUUUUUGUACAUGGGUAUCACAUCGCUGAAUGGCGUGGAGUACAUCGACAGGAUCCUCAUCCUAUUCAUGCCCCUGAAGUAUCAGCCGGACUACAUAUACCUCCGUCAUGUGCAGACAAGUCAUGUGCACUUGUUUACAUUCAUCCAGCUACUCUGCAGUGCUUUAAUGUGGGCUGUUAAGAGCUUCAAAGUGACAUCUAUCGCCUUUCCCUUAAUGUUGGUCCUAUUGGUCAUUGUCCGGAAGUUGAUGGACUAUUUGUUCACGCAGAGAGAUUUGUAUUGGCUGGACAAUCUUCUUCCGGAAGUGAACAGGCGGAAGAAGGAGGAUCAACUGAGAGCGCUUGAAUUUGCCAGCCAAUCAAAUCAGGUUAUCUGA